Molecule: messenger RNA, 1938 nt
Organism: Diplodia corticola
Lineage: Eukaryota; Fungi; Ascomycota; Dothideomycetes; Botryosphaeriales; Botryosphaeriaceae
Product: choline dehydrogenase
Exons: 5
Coding region: 1-1938 (645 amino acids)
Biological process (GO): secondary metabolite biosynthetic process
Molecular function (GO): flavin adenine dinucleotide binding; oxidoreductase activity, acting on CH-OH group of donors
Source: RefSeq, a predicted model, not a curated record
AUGGCACUUGGAUAUCGUGCUCUCAUAUGCGGCAUCCUGGCCGGACCCUUGAGCCUCCAGUCAGUGUUUGCCUUGCCACUAUUGGAUCCUUUGGUCAACCCUUACGUUGACUGGCUCACUUCCCUCCUCAGCGGCAAAGGUCUGGUUGAGGGUACUCUGGGUACUGUCCAAGGUGCGCUCGGUGUUGGAAAGACAUACGACUAUGUGAUUGUGGGCGGUGGGACAGGCGGCAACGCAAUCGGGGUCCGUCUUGCUGAAGCUGGAUUCUCAGUGGCGAUCAUCGAGGCGGGACUGUACUAUGAGAUCGGGAAGCCCGUGCUUGGCUCCACUCCGGCAGGCGGUAUUGUGGGCAUCGGUGCCAACCCCUUGGACUCGGAUCCGCUGGUCGACUGGGUGUUCAAGACAGAGCCUCAAGCGGGGGCAAACGACCGAGAGGUGCACUAUGCUCGCGGCAAAUGUCUCGGGGGCACUUCCGCUCUCAACUUCAUGAUCUACCACCGGGGCUCAGAGCAGUCCUAUCAACAGUGGGCGGAUGCAGUUGGCGACGAGAGUUACACCUACCAAAAUUUCGAACCAUAUUUUCAAAACGCCGUCACAUUCACGGAGCCCAACAAUGAGAAGCGCGGCGCCAACGUCACAAGCAAAUACGACCCCGCCGCCUUCACCUCUCCCGGCGGCCCCGUGCAGGUCGGCUACACGAACUACGUCUCCCCAUUCUCUACCUGGCUGGAACAAGCCCUUCUGGCCGUCGGCCUGAAGAAAACCAGCGGCUUCAGCAACGGCAAGCUGCUCGGCACGCACUACACUCAAACAACCAUCCGUUCUUCCGACCAGACCCGCAGCGCAUCCGAUGCAUACAUCAAGAGCGCCCUCUCCAACCCCAACCUGUCCGUCUACACCAACACUUUGGCCCAACGCAUCCUCUUCGAUGCGAACAACACGGCAACAGGUGUCACUGUUCAGUCCACCGGCAUCACCUAUGACAUCCAGGCUGCGAAGGAGGUCAUCGUCUCCGCCGGCGCGUUCCAGAGCCCACAGCUCCUCAUGGUCUCAGGCAUCGGCCCGCGCUCGGCCCUCGAAGAACACGGCAUUCCCGUUAUCGCGGAUCGCCCCGGUGUCGGGCAAAAUAUGUGGGAUCACGUCAUGUUCGGGCCGGCGUACGAAGUCGGGAUCAACACGCUGGACUACACGCUGCACAACCCGGUGGCACUGGCCGAUGCACUAGUUGACUAUGCGGCCGAGGCGGACGGAGUCCUGUCGUCCAACGUCGUCGAGCUGCUUGGGUGGGAGAAGCUGCCGCAAGAGCUGCGGGCAAACUUCUCGCAGUCAACGAGAGACGUCCUCGCGGGGUUUCCGGAGGACUGGCCGGAGGUUGAGCUCAUAUCCGCCAACGGCUUCAUCGGUGACUUCGCCCUCCCAGUGCUGCAACAGCCCCUCGAUGGCAAGCAAUACGCAACCAUCCUGGGCGGUCUGGUCGCGCCGACGUCCCGCGGCAACGUCAGCAUCACGUCUUCCUCCAUGACUGACGCCCCGCUCAUCAACCCCGCCUGGCUGACCACACUCGCUGAUGAAGAAGUCGCCAUCGCCUUGUUCCGCCGCCUUCGGCAAAUCUGGGCAUCGGGGCCACUGCGGGAGAUAAGGGUGGGAGAGGGGGAGUUCUGGCCAGGGUUGGGCAUAGACGACGAUCAAGAAAUCCUACAAGUGGUAAGAGAAAGCGCGAUGACAGUAUGGCACGCCGCGUGUACGUGUAAGAUGGGGCAAGAGUGGGACGUGAUGGCGGUCGUGGAUGCGAAGGCGCGGGUGUACGGAGUAAAGGGGUUGAGGGUGGUGGAUGCAAGUGCGAUGCCCAUACUGCCGCCGGGACACCCGACGGCUACAAUUUAUGCGCUUUCGGAGAAAAUUGCUGAGGGUAUUGUGAAGGAGCAGAGGGGGGUGUAG